UUCCCUCAUUCCUCUUCCCCUCUGGCCCACGGCCAGGAGGAAAUACGGGGGGAUGAGAGAUGGAGUGGGUGUGUGGGUAGAGCGAUGGGUGUGUGUGUGGGUUGUGUGUGUGCGUGCGCAUGUGCGUCUCUGUGUGUGUACGUGUGUGUGUGUGUGUGCAUGCGCGUGUGCACUGAAUGGUGGGUUUGUUUGAGCACUCUUUGGAUUGGGGAAAUUCAGGUCGCCGUGUAAACCUGGCCAGGAUUUGCAGUAGGUGUUGGUUCUGCAUAACUGGCGUUGGGGGACCUAAUGGGAGCGAUAGAUAAAUAGCACACAUAUAUGCAGGGUAUUACAAUACCAGCCCCUUGUGUAAGGCAUAAUGAAAUGCUCGCUAGUCCUAGCUUGCUUGUCAGGAACCAAUUACACCCUGCUGUUAGACCCAUUUGCUGCUUGUCUUGUGGCUAUACCUCACUUUGCACUGUUGCACUUGAGAGAGUUUUUUUUUUUUUCAAUGGUUAAUUUCUUUAUAGCAAAUACAGGCUGUGCAAAACUCCUACAAGAGCUGGUAUGCACAGCACAAGGUCCUGAGAGUACAUAAAGUAAAUAAUAAUUGUAUGCAGCUGUCAGCCUCUACCGUCAUAGUGAGUCAUACUAUUUAGACUGAGACUCAGUUGACUAUUUUAUUCCUUUACUUCAGCUGUUACAACUCUCCACGAAAAAAUGUGGUAUGGCUUGUACAGUCAAAUCGAAAAGAUUGCACACAUGAGUGUAUAUUCUCUGUAAACAUAAUUGAUGUGAUGUUAGUAAAUCUCUUACCACUGCUAUGGCUCCUCUUUGUGAGACAGUGACCUAUUAGACUUUUUACAUCUGUGCAGUGCAUACAAAUCACCCAGUCUAACUCCAUGAACGAAAAAAAACCCCAAUGCCCUCUCUCUAAUAUGACAGGCAGCAUUAAAAGAAAACGUGUUUUCAGAAGAAAAUAAUUUGCAUGCAGACGGACUAUUAUGCCGAUAAGAACACCAAAAUUCCGAUUGUGAGAUUACCCAUGAAGUUAGAAAAAAAAGUUGUGCAGCCCAUUGCUUUGGUAGAAGGACAAACUCUGCUCCUCGGGGGGAGUUGAAGGCACAGAGGACCUUCGUUUUCUAGUCUCUUCUUUCAUUUCAUGCUCUGCCUCUCUCCGAAAAGCUGGUCUUCUGUUACAGUGUAUACCUUUCGGAUAAUGAAUAUGGUGUCUCCAACGACGCGACUAUUGAUUUUCUCCUGGUUAAUCUUUCCUCUUUAUGAAGCCGAGAAAAUGAGACACAGAGGACUCCGUCAGAAGGAUGCGGAAUACAUCGAAAAAUGCACUGACGGCGACUCAGACAAACAGAACUGCACCAGACAAUCAGAUGAAGCCCAAACUACCCACUAUAAAAUGUAUUCCGGCUGUGUCCAAGGACCUGCGGGCAUUCCAGGCCGAGAGGGGAAUCCAGGUGUGAAUGGCAUUCCUGGAACCCCAGGUGUGCCGGGCCGCGAUGGGGCAAAGGGUGAGAAGGGCGAGUGUGUGAGCGAAAUCUUCGAGGAGCCCUGGAAACCCAACUACAAGCAGUGCGCAUGGAAUUCCCUCAACUAUGGCAUUGACCUGGGCAAAAUUGCAGAGUGCACGUUCACCAAGCUGCGCUCGGACAGCGCCCUGCGCGUGCUCUUCAGCGGCUCCCUGAGGCUCAAGUGCAAGUCGGCCUGCUGCCAGCGCUGGUACUUCACCUUCAACGGGGCCGAGUGCGCCGGCCCACUGCCCAUUGAGUCCAUCAUCUACCUGGACCAGGGCAGCCCCGAGAUCAACUCCACCAUCAACAUCCACCGGACAACCGCAGUUGAAGGACUGUGCGAGGGGGUCCGCUCCGGCCUGGUUGAUGUCGCCAUAUGGGUGGGCACCUGCGGCGACUAUCCCCGCGGCGACGCCUCCACAGGAUGGAACUCCGUUUCCAGGGUGAUCAUCGAGGAACUGCCUAAAUAAAUAAUCCUUUUUCCACGUUUUUACAAUGUAAGAGACCAAACCAAGCCCUAUAUGUGCGUGAAGAAGUUACUUCUACAAAAGGAACUGUCGGUCAGGUAUCAAAUAUUACUGAUAUCAAAUAUUAUGACUUUCAGUAUGAUGUCAAUGAUAUCAAUAACACUACUGUGAUGACAACUGUAACAUUUUUGUCAGGUUUAAUCAAUUGUGUGACAAGUCAGAGAUGACUUAUAAACACAGUAAACUUCUACUGUGAAAGUUCCUUAUUGCACAAUUGGGCUCUGUUACUAUUCUUGACUUUUAUACACAUCUGUUAAUAAAAUAAUU
Messenger RNA from Alosa alosa (allis shad), 2299 nucleotides. RefSeq names its product collagen triple helix repeat-containing protein 1-like. The transcript is spliced from 5 exons. NCBI's taxonomy places the organism in Eukaryota, Metazoa, Chordata, Actinopteri, Clupeiformes, Clupeidae. The record is from RefSeq and is a predicted model, not a curated record. Bases 1142 to 1975 code for a protein of 277 amino acids.